This is a messenger RNA of Pocillopora verrucosa, 2111 nucleotides long. RefSeq names its product GDP-fucose protein O-fucosyltransferase 1. Gene Ontology annotation, biological process: protein O-linked glycosylation via fucose; Notch signaling pathway. The record is from RefSeq and is a predicted model, not a curated record. NCBI's taxonomy places the organism in Eukaryota, Metazoa, Cnidaria, Anthozoa, Scleractinia, Pocilloporidae. Gene Ontology annotation, molecular function: peptide-O-fucosyltransferase activity.
UCGGAACACACCCGAACACGCCAGAACACACCAAAUGAUAGACAAGAUCAAGUAAUUGCCGUAGAUCACAAUUGCAAACGACAUAGUUAUACAGUCAUUUCUUCACUAACAGAUACCCUCGUAAUCGGGUAGUUUUUUCCAUUCCCAUUUUUAAAUCCGAUUUAUAUAUACUCAGUAUUUAUUUAUUCCCGUAAGUGGACGGUAACUCGCAAGCGGAUGCGGACACUUAAAGUGAAAAUUGGAUUUUUCUUUGUUUACGCUCUCUCGUUAGCGGACACCCAUGAUAAUUGAUUCUUGGAAAUAAAAUUUGUCUUGAAUUUGAAAAUCAAAAGUCCUUUUCUCUGCUAUUUAAACGAAUUACUCGCUUAGCUUACGGUCUCUACCUUCCCUGCAUACUAUACAUGAAGUAAAACUGAUGGAUUUUACAUCCUUUCCGCUCUGAGACAGACCUUCAAGCGCGUUCGCGUACUUAUUUCGAGCCUGCGUUCACAGACUACCAGUGGUCACCCUAUAACCGUAAGUACGUCAUAUACGGCGAUCUGCAGCGGGUAACCAUCGCUCUUGACUCUCGAAGCCAUGAGGCAAAGUUUGGAAACUGGCGGUUCUUGGAUCCCUCUCUUUAUUCCUUUGUUAGGAAUUUUUUCGAUUUCUAGUGCACAAAAUCAUGUCGGUGAAGAUUUAGACGCGAAAAUCGCUUUUGAUUUACCGGGACAACAGCCACCAAUCUCGUUUGCGCAAUCUACAACAGAUCACCCAAGCACGGGAUAUAUUGUCUAUUGUCCUUGUAUGGGCCGGUUUGGAAAUCAAGCUGACCAGUUUUUAGGAUCAUUAGCAUUUGCAAAAGGAUUAAAUCGCACCCUUGUGUUACCUCCAUGGAUAGUUUAUCCAAGUUAUAAAAGAGGUGACUCUGAUCGAGUACCAUUUGAUGACUGGUUUCUUGUUAAGCCACUUGAAGCAUACCACAGUGUUAUAACAAUGGAAAAAUUCAUGAAAGACAUUGCUCCAACAAUUUGGCCACCUGGAAAAAGAAUAGGCUUCUGCUACUCAUUCCGAGAUGGUCAGAAGUGUGACAUGAAGCAGGGAAAUCCCUUUGGACCUUUCUGGAAUCACUUUCAUAUUGACUUUGAUGAUUAUCAGGAACAUUCUGGCUUGUUGUGGGACACAGAACAAGAAUGGGCUAGAGUUGGAUGGAACACAAGAUUUCCAGAGUCAGAGUUUCCAGUGCUAGCUCUGAUGGGAGCACCAGGAGCUUUCCCUGUACAUUCACAAAACAGAUGGUUACAAAAGUUUGUCCAGUGGUCGACUAAAGUUGAAAAUACAGCCAAGGAGUUUAUUUCUACUGUACUGAAUAAUGAACCUUUUGUUGGUAUUCAUUUACGAAAUGGAAUUGACUUUGAAAGAGCUUGCGAACAUGUUAAGGAUGGAAGUACCUCCUCCUUCUUUGCCUCGCCUCAGUGUGUUCAACCUGGCUCCAAAGACAAGCUCACGCAUCAAAUGUGCCUACCACUGAAGAGUGAAAUCCUCAAAAAGACCAAAAAGGUGGUGAAGAAAGCUAAGGCAACAAGAGUGUUUGUGGCAACGGAUAAUGAUCCAAUGAUUAGAGAGCUCACAGAAGCAUUGAAGUCUUUAAAGGUGUCUGUACACAGAAGGGAACCUUCAGAUGAAGUUAAUGAUCCGAUACUGGACUUGGCAAUCCUUACCAUGUCGAAUCACUUUAUAGGCAAUUGUGUGUCAAGCUUCACUUCGUUUGUGACUCGCUAUCGUGAAGUCAAUAAUAAACCAACCUCAUUUUGGGCUUUUAAAGAUAAAUAGCAAAACUAAGAAAAAUCGCUUUUUUUUUUCGUUUCUGUAUGAGGUUGAUUUUGAGAUCAAAGAAUUUUUACAUCUUGACAGUGUUAAAAUUACUGCUGCUGCCAGAGUCCUUCUUUUAUUAGAUUUCUCGAUUGUCUAUGAAUUAACUGCAAAUGGUGUUGUAAACUAAUCUCGAUAUGCACAGCCUCUCAGUUUUUCGUGGCACAUUGUAGUUUCAAUUGUAACUUAGUAUAGGAUAUUUAUAGAUAGGGAAUAUUACAGAAACAAAUUUCAUUUGAAUAAAAUUUCCUUUCCAGAAA